Ceutorhynchus assimilis (cabbage seed weevil) is the source of this 1741-nucleotide messenger RNA. Lineage: Eukaryota; Metazoa; Arthropoda; Insecta; Coleoptera; Curculionidae. The record is from the annotation of a GenBank genome assembly.
CACAACUCUAGUGUUCAGUGCAGUGCUAGCACCAAAUUUCCUAGUUCUACAUAGUGGGUUCUGUUGCUUGUUAAGCCAGUCCGACAACAUAAGUCAGUUUAAAACGCGAAGUUUGAAUUGUUUAAUCAAGAUGAAAACUAUCGUUGGAAUUCUCCUUAUUGCCACCGCGGCCUUGGCAUUUCCAUUGGGUGACGGCGGUGAUGAACCGAAACCUCAAGAGCCUCUAGUGAUUUCGGACUACUCUUCAGUCUCUAAAUCCGAAGAAGCCAAACAUGAACUCGUGAAAUCCCUCCAACAUGAUUCGGCAGAUAACUCAGGCUCCAGCUCGGAAGAAUCCGCAGAGAGUGCCGAAAAAGCAACCGAGCCUGCUAAGGCGAUCGAAGAAAAAGCCCCUCUGGCCCCCGCUUCCUUAAACCUUCCUCUAGCGGAAGCACAAAAGGAAGAGAAGAAAAACGAUAAGCCAGAAGAACCUCAGCCACAAUUAAAGGCCGAAGAAAAACGUGAUGAACCCAAAUUAGCAGACAAGACAGCUGAGGCGGCAUUGCCAACACUCAAAAAAGUCGAAACUGAUGCUGUAGUGCCUCAAUUAAAAUCUCUUCCAGCCGAACCGGAAAAGAUUGCCGAAGAAAUCCCAGCAAAAAUUGAAGAGAAAAUUACUGAAAAACUUGCUCCAUCUGAAGAAAAACCCUUGGCCUUGCCUCAAGCAGAAAAAAUCGAAGAGAAAUCUACUGCAGCUUCCGAACUCAAAGAAGAAAUAAUUGCGAAACCAAGCGAACAAAAAGUCGAGCUUCCAGCCAGUGUUGAAGAGAAACUACCUGAACUGAAAACCGUAAUCCCAGAAGAAAAAAAAGACAGCAUCGUUGAGCUUAUUCACGAAAAAAAAGCUAAAUCGGACGAAAAACAACAAGAACCAUUGCCUGCUUCCGAAGAACCAGCAACCCCCCAACAAACCGAACCGGCUACUUCAGAACAGCCAACUUCAUCUGAGGCACCUCUAGUAGCUCUCCGUGCUGCCCCUGAGCCAGCCAAAGAAGACAAACCAAUAGAAAAGGUCCCAGAAGGCAAAUCAGCUGAACCAGAAGCUUUACCUCAACCUGCUGCAGUACCUGCAGCAGCCAAACCACUUGAAGACUCCAAACCUGAACAGAAACUGGAAGCGCAGCCUGAAAAACCAGCAGAGAGCGCACCAAGUUCCUGAAUCAAUCAAUAAUCUAGUGUGAAGAAAAUGAAUGACUGAUUUUUUUUUUUUUUGUUGAGGUUUGCUUGCCCGCUUGUUCCAAACCUACACUUAAUUAAUUUUUAUUUUUUUUGAUUGAACAUUUGGGCUGACCGAACCUCCCCGUUUUCAAUUUCUUUAGAAACACUAAUUAAUAUAGUUAAUUCGAGAGUGCUCAACAAUAAUAAUUAAGAGUAGGGAUUUUGUUUUUUGUAAAAAUCUUUUUUUCUUUGUUUUUUAUUUUUAUUAUUAUUUUUUAAUUUUGAUUUGUGAAUAAUUUGUGGCCAAAACUGCGUUAAAGUUGCAUACAUACGUGUCAAAGUAUGAAUUUUAAUUCGCUUUUUCUUCUCUACUGUUUCGGUGGAUUUUUGUUUGGCCAUCCAUAGGAAUGAAUUUAAUUAUUUUUUCUUAGGUUUAGUUUUUAUUUUUUAUUUUUAAUGUAUAUUUAAAGCUUUUCAAUAAAGUUUUAUACAUAAACACUUCACGUUUUAUUUUUUUUUCUUCAAAGACAGGGUGUUUCUGAAU